Durio zibethinus is the source of this 1088-nucleotide messenger RNA. RefSeq names its product Ssu72-like family protein. The record is from RefSeq and is a predicted model, not a curated record. Gene Ontology annotation, cellular component: nucleus. Gene Ontology annotation, biological process: mRNA processing. Lineage: Eukaryota; Viridiplantae; Streptophyta; Magnoliopsida; Malvales; Malvaceae. Gene Ontology annotation, molecular function: phosphoprotein phosphatase activity.
CCAAAAUCCGAACCUACAAAAAAAAUCCGUCCGAACCCAUCCAAUUACCGCUUCUACAAAAAAAAAAAUCCAUAUGAAAUGACGGAAGAGGACCCAAAUACCAGCGACAUUAUAAAAAUGGCCGGUCUAGUUCUUCGCGGAACCUUUUUAUUUUAGUAACAUUACAAAGGAUUUUCUUGAUUAUUCUGGCGGCUCUCCUGGUCAGGGGUGAGGGAAGUGUUGAGCUCCCAUUUCAUCUAUAAUCGAUUCGAAAUUGGUAAUUGAAAGUAUUUGAUUAGACCAUGAAAUUCCGGUACGCCAUGGUUUGCUCAUCCAACCAGAACCGGAGCAUGGAGGCCCACUCUCUCCUCAAGAAGCAUGGUUUCGACGUCUCCUCCUAUGGGACGGGGGCUCACGUCAAGCUUCCUGGGCCUUCCCUCAGAGAACCUAACGUCUACGAGUUUGGGACCCCUUACAAGCACAUGUUCGACGACCUCCGCCGCAAGGACCCCGAACUGUACAAGCGUAAUGGCAUAUUGCCGAUGCUUAAAAGAAACUCAAGCGUGAAAUUGGCACCGCAACGUUGGCAAGACAAUGCUGCUGAUGGUUCCUUUGACAUUGUUUUUACCUUUGAAGAGAAGGUUUUCGAUAUGGUCAUUGAAGAUCUGCACAACCGGGAUCAAGUUCUCCUGAAAAGUGUGCUUGUGAUAAACUUAGAGGUUAAAGAUAAUCAUGAGGAAGCAGCUGUAGGAGCCCGUCUUGCUUUAGAUCUUUGUGAACAGAUUGAAGCUGCUGAGUCAUGGGAGGAUUCAAUUGAUGAUAUUGUGGCUUCUUUUGAGAACAAGCACCGGCGGAAGCUGCUCUAUAGCAUCUCUUUCUACUGAAGAAGCAGAGACACGGAUUGUAAUUCACGUAUGCGGGACUAUGUGCAUGGUGUGAGGAGCAUGAGGCUGUUGUAAUCAAAUGACACCUUAUCAACAAGCCACGCUUGAAUGAGCAGGAAGAAAUAAGUUUGUAUUUGCCCGUAGUUGUUUUCAGGUUUUAACGUUUCUCCUCAUGAACAGUAUUUCAUCAUUUUGUUCAAAUCAUUAUACAGUUACAGUUAUUGA